AUCAUCAUUUGGGUUUAAACCAAUUAAGGCUUGUGUGAACUGGUGAAUCUAGAAAUUAAAUAAUUAUUAUUUGUUUAAUGAAAUCAAACAUACAAAAAAUGUCUUACAAUAGGCAUUGUAUUUUGUAAAACUUUCACGUUUUGUGUUAAAUCGUAGUGAAAAAUAAGUGACUCGGCUUGCAAAAAUUAAACCAAACUAAAUGCUUGUUGACGUUUAGUUCUUAUGCUUGUAUUGGAGUAUUAUGCGAUAUUCGUGACAGUUUGCUUAAGUGUUGAUACGAAAUGUGGUCGAUUUUUUUCUCAUUUACACUUUCUCUUCAUUAUACAUCACCAUUUCAUACCGCUUUGAUUUGCAUUCAAUCGAACGAAUGUCACAAGUACACAAUCGACUCCGACGGCUACAGCUACGGCGACGAUGACUAUGACGUCGAGCACGGUUCGCAUGAUGAAAUGCGACAGAUUGACCGAAUGCAUAGAACAAAGCAGGCAACAACAAGUGAAUCCCGUUAUUGUGUGUUUGAGACACGGCAUCACAUUGUUACAAAUCAUUGGUCAGAGCUCUGUGCCUCAUGCGUCAACGAUAAAAUGGAGCGACGAAGAGAAAAAAAGAGUCAUGAGUGAAUAAUUAAUUUCGUUUGCUUUAUUUUGUGUUGAAUAUUUUUAAUUGUUCAGUCUUCGGAAUUUUUUUUUUGAUUCGAUCAUUCCUUCAAAAUACGUUAAAUUUACUAUUCUAUGACAUAGAUUUUUUUACUGUAGUUCAAAUAAAAGUAAUUUAUGACUAACUUCAGACGAAUCAAGCGAUUGACAAUAGCGCUUUUUUUCAAACCGAAACCAUCCAGAGAAAAAAACCUAACAAAUUGACUUUGGUCAAAAAAAAAUUCAUUGCAAAAUCAAUGCCGAAAUUAUCGAGUACAUUUUCGAUUUUUUUCAGCGAAAUUUUCAUUCAUUGAAUGCUAAACAAAGAGUGUGUAUCGGCCAAAACAACGUUUGACAUUUACAUUGAACCGUAUUGUCAAGUCUCCACACAAAGAGAUGCAUUGGUGUGAAGCAAUGUACGGAAUCGAAUGUGAAUAAACGAAAAUCAGCUGUAACCAGUUCGUUCUGUGUGAUUGGAACGUCACAGUCGUGCGAAUUGUGUGUGGUCGGAAAAUUACUUAGACUGAGGGAAAAUGCGAUGGUGGAAUAAGAAAUGAGUCGUUCGUUUCACGGUUUUUUUUAUUUACGCAUCACAAUGACUGUAGGUUAAGUGGAUUCUUGUCAAAAGAAAGCGAAUGCAUAAUUAGUCCGUGUGAAUUGAAAAUCUGUUUAACAGAAUAAUAAAUAAAGUGCUUUUUACCUCAAUAUUAUAUGCAGCAGAAAAAUUGCACGUUAAUAAAGUAAUAGAGUGUGCCAUAACUGUAGAAAUUAAAUGUGAAAGACGAAAAUUCGACAUCAUUUAUCGAUUCAACAAUGUUUUGAAAGCAACGCCGAGCAGCAGCAGCAGCCAAGUGAAAACUUGUUUAGAGAAUCCAACCUCACAGAAAAUAAUCAAUAGGUUCAAGGUGAAAAUGGCUGGUACGUACGGUUGGUCAGCAAUGAAAAAUCAUAGUCAUAGUUCAAGUGUUUUUCAUCACUUGAAUCGUCGCCCUUUGUUUGGAGCAGACGUGGUGCAGCCAUAUCUCAUUAACAGCUCAAAAGACAGUUUGAGUUAUCUACAAAGUCUCGACUUGUACAAACGACUAAAAGUACACAAAGGAUGCGUAAAUACGGUGUCAUGGAACGAUAAAGGUCAAUAUUUACUGUCCGGCUCCGAUGACCAAACGAUUGUCGUUACAAAUCCAUUCAACGGGCAGGUCCUCGUGCAAUACAGUACGGCACAUCGGGCGAAUAUCUUCAGUGCAAAAUUUCUGCCGCAAUCGGGUGACCGUGGUAUUGUGAGCUGUUCCGGCGAUGGAAUUGUACUGUACACAGAACUGACAACUGCUGCGUCGAAGAAAUAUGCUCAGAAAUCAUCGGGAUCGAGUUCACCGCAUAGACAUGGAAGCGAUGCCAACGAUGCUAAUCUGAACUACUUUAAUUGCCACAGCAGUGGAACCACGUAUGAAGUAUUAACUGUACCGACUGAACCGAAUUCUUUCAUGAGCUGCGGCGAGGAUGGAACGGUGCGACUAUUUGAUCUCCGACAAAUAUCACGUUGUCACAAAACUUGUUGCAAAGACAACAUUCUGAUUUUAAGCCCAUCGGCUGUAACAUCCAUGUGUAUCUCGCCAUUGUCAAACAAUUACAUUGCAAUUGGAAGCUCGGACUCAAUAAUUCGUAUAUAUGAUCGUCGAUUUUUGGCUUUGGUUGACUUUACGGUGCCUGGUUCACCGUCGGAUAGACACACGGUUCCUGUGAAGGCAUUCACAAUACCCUCGUAUGAGAAGAGACCGUUCCGAGUGACAUCGGUAACAUUUAGUCAAGACGAAUGUGAGCUCCUUGUUAGCUACUCAUCGGAUCAUUUGUAUCUGUUUAACAUUUUGAAGGAUGGUAUUGACGUUCGUCACUCAAUGGUUGAAAAGUGUAAGCGAUCGAAGAGUACAUCUCAACAAAGUGUAGAUUCUCCGCCGCCAGUUCGCCGUCUCCGAUUGCGUGGCGAUUGGAGUGAUACCGGCCCUGAUGCACGACCAGAACGGGAAACAGCACGUUUGAAUAAUUUGGGCCAAGCUCGGCCACAACUCCAAGCCACCAUAAUGCAUCGAAUGACUGAGGUUUUGUCUCGCAUGUUGGCCGAUCCUCGAACGCGAAUUGGACUUAAUUCGCAUAGUAAUGAAAUAAUGCACGAAGGUGACAUAACAAAUACGGUGCAAUUGGAAAACUUGUUUGGAGCAGCUCAUCAAUCGAGCAACCCAGUUGCGCAUAAUGCACCCGCAACAGCUCCGGCUACAACAAAUUCAAGUCCGACACCAAAGAGUCGACGGAAUUCAACGGCUGGACCAUCGGGACUGUCGAGUCACGGGAAACAACCGCGAAACAUGUCAUUCGAACGAAAGUCAAGAGUGCACGAUUCAGACGAUGACAGUGACGAUGAUAGCGGCAGUCGCGAAAGUAAUAACACAUCACCAACGGCCGUAAUCGAACAAGAGAUUGAAAAUGCAGUCAACGAAUCUGUCACAGAUGAUGAACUGAAAGAGAUCGUUUUCGAUUACCUGCAAAUGAAGUAUAUGGGCCAUCGUAAUGCUCGAACAAUGAUCAAAGAGGCAACAUUCUGGGGCAAUGACUAUGUCAUGUCUGGAUCAGAUUGCGGCCACGUAUUUGUAUGGAAUCGCAAAACGGGCGAAUUAGUGAUGCUACUCGAAGCCGAUCAACAUGUUGUCAACUGUCUACAACCGCAUCCAACAUUACCCUAUUUGGCGACAUCGGGCAUCGAUUAUGAUAUCAAACUGUUUGCGCCCGUUAGUCAAUACGACGACGAUGAAGAUCAUUGCCGUUUCGAUAAGGAAAAAGCACUUGACUUGAUGAAUCGUAACGCUGUGAUGUUGGAGGAGACCAAAGAUACAAUAACGGUUCCGGCGGCAUUUAUGAUUCGAAUGCUGGCCUGUAUUCAUUCGCUGCGGAAUCGAACGCGUCCACCAGCUACUGGCAGCACGAACAGUGGUGGCAACAACAGCAGCGCCAGUGUAUCCACAUCGAAUAGCAAUGUCAGCAAUAAUCCAAAUCAAUUGUGCAACGAUGCACCAACAUCGUUUGAGCCAUCUUCAUCCAGCAUUAACGACGCAUCGGACAAUAAUAACUCAAUAGACAACGACGAUAAUGAGGAUGACGCAGAUGAUUAAUUAAUGAAAAACAAAAUAACCGAAACCAAAGCGCGUUUUCUGCCUUUUCAACAAGAACAAAAUUUUAUCGUUUUUUUUUAUUCUAAGAAUUUAGUUUGUAAAAAUUCUUUAACUCAUUCAAUUGAACAAAGAAAAAAACUAUGUAUAACAAAUGGACUGACCGACUCACUCAUUACAGUUGGUGCUUCAAUCGAGCGCGAGAUUGAUCCAAUGAACUUCCUAUGAAAUUUCAUUGUAUAUUUUAUCUAAUCAUUCGUAUUUAUUUGAAUUAUUUCUAGUAAAAAAAACCUCUGCAUGAGAGAUUGAAAAUGAGAUUUGAACAGAAAAAAAUUACACAGCAGAAAUACAACGCAAGACAUAUAUAUAUAAAUAUUUUGUAUACAACACACAAUUGCCAUGAUUCUUCCGAUAGCUUUCCCUAGUAGCUUUUCAAAUGUAUAAAUGGGCACAAUAUUUCGAAAUGAGAUACAACACAAACAUUUCAAUGUCACUUUUCACACAAACCUUCUACUUCUUUCGUCUGCAAACCUAAGCUAAAUAAUAAUGUCAAAAGAAAAUUGUUCUUUUUUUCCUGCAACUCAUUCAGCAAUACAACAGAAAUCAAAUUUUAAACAAAAUAUACAUUUCUCAAAUGAAUCAAAAGACAA
Sitodiplosis mosellana (orange wheat blossom midge) is the source of this 4440-nucleotide messenger RNA. Its product is annotated as DDB1- and CUL4-associated factor 6-like. The record is from RefSeq and is a predicted model, not a curated record. Gene Ontology annotation, biological process: positive regulation of transcription by RNA polymerase II. Gene Ontology annotation, molecular function: protein binding. The transcript has 9 exons. The coding region runs from base 1547 to 3793 and encodes 748 amino acids. Lineage: Eukaryota; Metazoa; Arthropoda; Insecta; Diptera; Cecidomyiidae. Gene Ontology annotation, cellular component: cytoplasm; Cul4-RING E3 ubiquitin ligase complex.